GACACAUAGCUGUUCCCAUGAGUGGCUCCAGGAAACUUUUUCGCAAACUUAAUUUAGGAAACGAACUACUUUACGCAUUGUUUUGGGGGAGGGGUCGCAGGACGAAUGCAAACCCCCCACACAGGAGCCCCCGCAUAAUCUGUAAUGUGACAAAAAGAGCUGUUGGAGGGCGGGCCACGUUACAGCAUAGAUAAAAGCCCAUAUGCUGUUCUCCAAUGACACAGCAAGCGACGUCAGGCUCUGAUAUUACAUUUACCAAAGUUGAACCCUCGGAGCCCUCCAACGUGGCGAUCUCCUUGCCACCCAAAGAGUGCGAUAAAAAUACAGCAGUGGGUCUGAACGACAGGACUAACAACGGAACAGAUAACAGAGAGGCUGUCAGACCAAGUUUACGGUUUUAACAAAAACUACAAGGCAACUCCCCCCUUAAAACGGGGCAGCAAGAUGGAGAAGCCACCGUUGCCCAGUGACGAGGAUGGCUGUAGACUGGCUGAAGGCCGUUCGGACCUGGCUCUGGUCUCUCUAGAUGAUGGUGAGGCUUUGGGUGUUGAGCAGCAGGGAGAUGACAGGCCUGCUUGGGAUAGUAAGAUACAGUAUGUGCUCGCCCAGGUGGGCUUCAGUGUUGGCCUGGGAAAUGUCUGGAGGUUCCCUUACCUCUGUCACCAAAAUGGAGGAGGUGCAUUUAUGCUACUGUACGUGAUGCUGUUGCUCAUUAUUGGGGUUCCUUUGUUCUUCAUGGAGUUGGCCGCUGGGCAGAGCAUCCGCCAGGGCAGCAUCGGGGUCUGGAAACACAUCUCACCCCGUCUCGCAGGCAUCGGCUACUCUAGCUGCAUGGUGUGCUUCUUUGUGGCCCUGUAUUAUAAUGUGAUCAUUGCGUGGGCACUGUUUUAUAUGGGAAAUUCAUUUCAAUAUCCAUUGCCGUGGGAAAAGUGCCCUGUCGAUCUGAUCACAAACCAGACAGUGAAGGAAUGUGCGGCAAGCUCUCCUACCUCCUAUUUCUGGUUCAGGAAGGCUUUGGACAUCUCAGACUCCAUAGAUCAGUCAGGAGAAUUUAACGCCAUCAUGACUGGUUGUCUUCUUGCCGCCUGGGCCGUAGUGUGUCUUGCUAUGAUUAAAGGCAUCAAGUCUUCUGCAAGGGUUAUGUAUUUCUCUUCUGUGUUCCCUUACGCUGUGCUGAUCUGUUUUCUCAUCCGGGGGCUCAUGUUGGAUGGGGCGAUAGAUGGCAUCAAGUACAUGUUUUAUCCUAAGCUGGAGAUUUGGGGAGAGGUGCAGGUGUGGCGCCAGGCAGCGACGCAGGUGUUUUUUGCCUUGGGUCUCGGUUACGGCUCUGUGAUUGCUUAUUCAUCCUACAACCCUGUACAUAAUAACUGCCACCGUGAUGCCCUUAUGGUCUCUGGCAUCAACUUCAUGACAUCAGUGUUGGCCUCUCUUGUCGUCUUUGUGGUCCUCGGUUUCAGAGCCAAGAACAUUGCGCUAAAAUGUGUUCAAACUAAUGUGGCCACACUGGCACAAACGGCAGCAACAGGUUCAUCCCAGCAUUGGUGGCCAUGGUUUAACAUGUCUGACCCCAAAUCCGUAGAUCUUCAGGAAUACAGAGAAUGGUAUGGCCAUUAUGGAAGUAUGCUAGGGUCGAAUAUAACGGACUGUGACCUGGAAAGAGAAAUGAGCAAGGGUGUGGAGGGGACGGGUUUGGCGUUUAUAGCAUUCACAGAAUCGAUGGCUUUGUUUCCUGCAAGUCCGUUUUGGUCCGCUUUGUUCUUUCUCAUGCUGUUAAAUCUGGGUCUUUCCACCAUGUUCGGCACUAUGCAGGGGAUUCUCACCCCACUUAUGGACAACUUCAGAGCACUGGGGCGCCACAAGACCAUGUUAACAGUGUGCAGCUGUAUCCUGGGCUUCAUCAUUGGCCUGCUCUUUACUCAAAAAAGUGGCAACUAUUUUGUGACGAUGUUUGACGAUUAUUCCGCCACAUUGCCUCUGAUCAUCGUUGUAAUUUUUGAGACCAUCAGUGUGGCUUGGAUUUAUGGUGCUGAUCGGUUCUUGGACGAUAUUGAGGUGAUGCUACAAUGGCGCCCUCCGGUGGUGUAUCGCUACUUGUGGAAAUAUGUGUGCCCACUUGGUAUGAUAGGGCUGCUGGCUGCUAGUCUUCUUCGUAUGGUCUUCAAAAGACCCACUUACACAGCGUGGGACCACAGCACGGGUUCUGAAACUAGUCUCGAGUACCCUGACUGGGCACUGGCAAUGCUCUCCAUGCUUAUCAUCACAGCAACGCUCCCUGUUCCCAUUGGCUACCUCAUCUCGUUUCUCAAGAAUAGGUGGAGCCAAACCGCGGAAGAGGGCGAAGCUGAGCGUCCAAGAGAACAUUACACCAAAUGCAAUUCCACAGAUGAAGAACCAAAUAACCAUCACUCUCCACAGAAUGAAAACGGUAGUCAACACCAUUCCACUUUCCUGACUCGGAGUAUCGAGCACUACAGACUGAUCCCACAACGGGAGGAUGCUGAGGAAGAGGAAGACACAGUGGUAUGAGACACGGGAAAAGGUGGACAGGCAGGGACAUGACAUGCAGUAAGAGAUAAACAGAUGGUUUGCACAUAUAGACAGUGAGCAGAACAAUAAAACUAUUUAUUAACCA
Messenger RNA from Misgurnus anguillicaudatus (oriental weatherfish), 2632 nucleotides. It is a transcript of the gene slc6a16a, whose product is annotated as solute carrier family 6 member 16a. Gene Ontology annotation, biological process: sodium ion transmembrane transport; nitrogen compound transport; amino acid transport. The record is from RefSeq and is a predicted model, not a curated record. NCBI's taxonomy places the organism in Eukaryota, Metazoa, Chordata, Actinopteri, Cypriniformes, Cobitidae. Gene Ontology annotation, cellular component: plasma membrane.